UAUUAACAAAAAAAUGGGAAUUUGCUGCACUAAAAAGAACAAACCGAUAGUAGUGGACCCACAACCAAAAAUAAUUGAACAAAAGGAGAUUAAGUUCACACGGGGAGACUUCAUUGCCGAGAAAAAGGGAAAAUUCAAAGAUUAUUAUGAAAUUGGUCGCAGUAUUGGUGAAAGUGACCUCGGUGAAGUCAGAAUAUGAUGAAACCGAUCCACCAAAGCUGUAAGAGCAGUAAAGAUACUUAAAUAAGGAAGCUCUCCAAGGAGAUGAGAGGUAUCGCUUCCUCUAUGAAAUAGAAAUAAUGAAAUAAAUUAGAUCAUCCUAAUAUUCUCAGACUUUUUGAAAUCUUUUAUGAUGAGAAAAGAUAUUACCUCGUCACAGAACUCUGCACAGGGGGAGAGCUUUAUGAAGAAAUUGCCAAGAAGAAAAGAUUCGAAGAGCGUGACGCAGCUAUGAUGGUAAAGCAACUCCUAGAAGCUGUCAGUUAUUGCCAUGCUAACUACAUCAUGCAUCGAGAUAUCAAACCAGAGAAUAUUUUCAUUGAAGGUAAAUAGCACAAAUAUCAAACUUGUUGAAUUUAAUGCGUCCAAAAAGUUCGAGCCAGGCACAAAGUUGAAGGAUGCCUUUGGGACUCUCUAUUACAUGGCUCCAGAAGUCCUUAUGAUUGAUUAUGACGAAAAAUGAGACAUCUGGAGUGUCGGAGUAGUACUAUUUAUCCUAUUAGGAGGGUAUCCUCCUUUUGAUGGAGAUACUGAUGACGAAAUCACAAAGAAGAUUAUUGUCGGAGAUUUCAAAUUUGAUAACCCUGUCUGGAAUAACAUUUCGGAAGAAGCAAAGGACUUAAUACAUAAAUUACUUACUUAUGACCCAGCUGACCGAAUACCAGCAGUAAAAGCUCUUGAGCAUCCUUGGUUUGGAAAAUAUAUAGAAGUUGUGGAUGCUACUGCUGCUGUCACUAUGGCACUUGAGAACCUUAAAACGUUCAAGGCAGAACAGAAGCUACAGCAAGCUGCUAUCACUUUCAUCGUUUCUCAACUGGCAACUUCUGAUGAGAUACAUGAACUACAGAUAGCUUUUAAAGCUUUGGAUCAGAACAUGGAUGCUAAACUUUCCUUACAAGAACUUCGGGACGGCUACAAGAAGUAUUUCCCUGAGAUCACAGAUACUGAGAUUGACCGGAUUAUUGAAAUUGCUGAUGCUGACGGUAGUGGUGAGAUAGACUACUCGGAGUGGGUUGUUGCUUGUAUUGACAAGACAAAGCUCCUCUCUGAAAACAAAAUGAAGCAGGCCUUCAGCCUCUUCGACAAAGAUGGAGGAGGCUCUAUCUCUCCUGCCGAAGUCAAAGAGGUUUUGGGUAUCGGUGACAAAAAGUUCGAUGAGAAGAUCUGGAACGAUAUUGUCCUUGAAAUUGAUGCAGACGGCUCUGGAGAGAUUGAUUAUGAAGAAUUCAAAACAAUGAUGGAGCACCUGAUAACGAAGGAAUCUUAA
This is a messenger RNA of Moneuplotes crassus, 1486 nucleotides long. NCBI's taxonomy places the organism in Eukaryota, Ciliophora, Spirotrichea, Euplotida, Euplotidae. The record is from the annotation of a GenBank genome assembly.